Molecule: messenger RNA, 3514 nt
Organism: Sebastes umbrosus (honeycomb rockfish)
Lineage: Eukaryota; Metazoa; Chordata; Actinopteri; Perciformes; Sebastidae
Gene: gpc3
Product: glypican 3
Exons: 8
Coding region: 398-2008 (536 amino acids)
Biological process (GO): positive regulation of canonical Wnt signaling pathway; regulation of protein localization to membrane; cell migration
Cellular component (GO): plasma membrane; extracellular region; cell surface
Source: RefSeq, a predicted model, not a curated record
GAGGAGAGAGAGGAGAUCUCCAUACACGCGCAGGUUCACGCUGCGGCGCGCGCUUUUUUCUUUUGGAGAGGAGCGCGCACAUGCACGUCCAUCUGUGCGUGCAACCAGAGAGCUGAGAGUCAGAGCCGCAAGUGAAGAGGGACUCAGAAGUUCUCAGCAUCGGAGUAUAGCUUCGCCAAGAGGCUCAGCAUCUCCAGAGGCGGACGGACACGAGAAGAAGGAGCUGGAGGAUGCAGAGCCGGAUGCUGCAGCAUCACCUCAUCAUCAUCAUCAUCAUCAGUGCAAACACGCAAGGGAUGCUCCUGUAACUUUUAAUGUGUUGAAGUUGACCUCCGCUUGUUUUCUUGGCUCUGCUCUGCCCGGUUUUGGCUUUAGAAGUGCUGCUCUCCUGCCUGCCAUGCUUGGUGCGUCGCUCCACAGUGCGCUCUUUCUGUGCGCCUUCCUCCUCCAGAUGUUCUCCUCGCUGCCAGGAGGACAGGUGCCGACCUGCCAGGAGGUGCGCACCGUGUUCCAGUCUCUGCAUCCGGGCUCCAAGUGGGUCCCCGAAACACCGGUGUCAGGUGCGGAUCUGCAGGUUUGCCAAACCAAAGGCCCGACCUGCUGUUCCAAGAAAAUGGAGGAGCGGUAUCAGGUGGCCGCACGCAGCAACAUGGAGUCUGGUCUGCAGGUUGUCAGCGCUCAACUCAAACGCCUCAUCAUCCAGAACGCCGCCAUAUUCCAAGAGGCCUUCGACCUGGUGCUGCGUCACGGCCGCAACUUCACCCUGGCCAUGCUGAAGUCAGAGUUCCCAGGUCUCGGAGGUGGCGCCCAGAGCUCCGUGGGGCAGCUCUUCCUGGACAUGUCGCUCUACAUCCUGGGCUCGGACUCCACGGUGGACCACAUGGUGGCGGUGCUCUAUGGUCGCCUCUUCCCCCUGGCCUACCGCCGCCUGCUUGGCGGCACCGCAUCCUCCGCGUCUGAGGAGUGUGUAAGAGGAGCCUGGAAGGAGUCGGGAGCAUUUGGCCCUUAUCCCAAACUGAUGAUGACCCGUCUGUCUCGCUCCCUGCUGGCCACGCGAGUCUUCCUGCAGGCGCUGAACCUGGGCAUCGAGGUUGUCAACACCACCGACCACCUGCGGCCCGGCCGGGACUGCAGCCGGGCCCUGCUGAGGCUGUGGUACUGCCCGCACUGCCAGGGCAUGCUGGGGCCGCCGGCCUGCAGGGGUUUCUGUCAGGCGGUGAUGCACGGCUGCCUGGGGGGGGCGGUCGAGGUGCAGCCUCACUGGAGGACCUACGUAGACGGACUGGGGAAGCUGGCCGGCGCCAUGAGGGGAGAGCAGGACAUGGAGGCUGUUGUUCUUAGACUGCCUUCAAUGAUCAAACUGGCUCUCAAGCAUGCUGUGAACGCCCGCAGCCGCCUCACCACCCUGGUGAGCGGGAUGUGUGGAAGCACUCCUCAGCGGGCCUCUCGCUCGGUCGUGUCCCCUCCUCCGCAGCUUCCCGCCACCUCUGCAGCCCGCAACAUGCUGUCCUCAUCCUCAGACUCUGAUGAGACUUUAGCCAGCCUGCGCAGGGAGUUCAUAUCCAACUUGAAGGGCUUCAGCUCCUUCUACAGCGGUCUCGGGGAGGCGCUGUGCAGCCGAGAGCCCGCUCCAGCGAACCACUCCCUCUGCUGGAAUGGGCAGGAGAUGACAGACAGGUUUCCUGGGCCGGGCUUGAAGCGAUCGCACCCCGGCUCCGAGUCCCGAAGCAACAAGCCCCCCGAGCCGAUCAUCAGCCAGAUCAUAGACAAACUCAAACACAUCAACCAGUUGCUGCGGCUGGUAACGGUAUCUGAGAAGCGCUGGAGGGCCCGGUCGCGAGCGGACGGGUGGAACGACGAGGGGGAAGAGGGAUUUGAGAGCGGCGACUGCGACGACGAAGACGAGUGCUCCGGAGUGUCAGGGCUGGGGCCGCCACCGAGACGCAAACGGUUACGCAUCUUUGCAGCUCCACUCAUUCUGUUUCCUGUUUUGCUAAACUUCCUUUAGUCUCCUAACCCCAUUUAGUCACCUCUGAGUUCACCUUUCCUUUUCAACUUUCUUAGAACUCCAUUAUGUCCAUUUGUGUCCUCCUUUGGCAUCACGUCUCCUUGUCUUACUCUCUUGCCCUCUGUGUGGGAGGGUCCCUCAGCCUAGAAUAACAGUGAGUGUUGUGGAGGUUGGGAGGCCAGAGCAGCUCCGAGAGCUGUGCUGCUGCAAAGGCCCAGGGCAGGGCCUCCUCUGGGCGUCCCGUUUGUCUUGGCCCGACAUUCCCAGCCUCUCCGAGCGCCCCUGUGGUCGGCCUGUGGGUGUGGAGGCAGACGGUCACAUUCCCGCCAGCCCAGUGGACAGAAGCAUCCUGCACCGCUCCCUCUGUUCCUCCUCGGCUCUCAAUCGGCAAUGUCCUCGGACAAACAGCCCCGGCCAAGUCACGGAAUGUGACCAACAAGCCAAUAAUCAGUCAGCUCUGUAUGAGUAACCCUCUCCUAGAUACGGCCCAAUCAAACCAUCAGUGUUGCCGAUUUGGACUGUUGGAGCUAGUCAGCAGCUAGUGCUGCUUCCUACUUUCAUUGGUAAAGAGUUGGCAACACUGGGCUGGGUUAUUCGGUUGGAUCAUUUUCAAAAUCUAGCAUAUUCUUGCUAGUUUCUUAACAUUACCAACCGUACCUUUCACCAAAGUAUCACUGUUUGAGGCCUACCUACUAGUUGGAUCAUUUUAAAAAUCGAGCGUAUGUGACCAACAAGCCAAUAAUCACAGGUCAGCUCUGUAUCAGUAACGCUCUACGAGAUGAAACCCAAUCAAUCAAUCAAUCCAGCAGCUCCUAUCAUGUUUUUACAGAACCACCGUCUUCUUUGCAGCUGUAAAGGCGGCUCCUGACACACACACCGGCCUCUCUAUCGCUAAAUUUGCUGAGUGUAAUAUUUAAGGGAACAGUUUGCUCUGCAGAGAUGAGACGAGCGAUAAAAUAUUUGCUUUACCUCGGAAACCAUAAUAUCGUUUAAGCUGUCGAAUCUUUAAACCCUAGAUCAAAUUUGACCAGCUUAGGUGUGUUAUGUGCACACAUCGUCUGCCAAUGUAGCGGCAAUCUAAACCAUCUCUCCCGUUUCAUAAGAAGCACCUGUGUUUGGAGACUUAACAUUCCACAUACUUAUCUGACCAAAAAAAAAGGCCUUUGUGCAUAGCACACAUGUACUGAAUAAACUGUACCGGACCGUGAAGGCACACACUCGCCAGCGGGGUUAGAAUAAUGUGUCAACCGGCUACUGACGGGGCACCUACUCCGGAAAGUAAUUCAGCCGCAUUUAAGAAACAUGUUUACUGGAAAUGCGUGACAAAUGAAGUGUUUCUUGUGCUUUUUUGUAUCAUGUAAUCAUCACCUGUAGCUGUGGCGCGCUGGGAAAUGUGUCUUUCCACUCACUGUUGCAAUUUUUUUCUACAUAGUUUGCUUGUUGUGACAACUGCAAACUGUAAACGACAAGCCUCAGGCACCGAGCGCUGCCAAUAAACAAAACUCC